AUGGGAGAAAACACAUGGGGAGCUGCCACCGAGGCGGCCUUUCAAAGAGGAGACGAAGCAGCAGCACAAACUCUCUUGCAAGGGCUAAUCGAUGAAGUCCGACAGCGUCACCAGCACAAGCAGCAAGAACAUCAGGAAAAUCAGGUCAACAAGCAGCCUCUUCAGCACACUAAAAAGUCCUCUUCAGUGCUCACAGCCCUGAGAGACAUACGGGCCCCACUCGCAUUCGCCCUUCAGGUGUUUGAAGCCCAGAAGGGGGCCCUUAGUUCCUUGAAGGGAAAUAAUUCAUCCCUUGAGGGUUUCCUUGCCCCCUUUUCUUCUGAUAAUGUAUGUAAUUGUGAGUUUGGAAGCCAUUCAAUGAGCCCUGUAUCUUCCGAAAGUGACCUCACUGCAGGUGAGCGAGCUUCACGUGCAGUCGCGUAUUCCGGAGACCUCCAGCAUCCGCUUCUGUGGCAUUCAGUCACUGCAACUGCUCAUGGACUUUUGCUUCCUUGGAUGGGGAACAGGCUGCAGCAAGCAGCGGAAGUCGCACAGAAACGAGCACAGAAGCCCCAGCACCAAACUAGCCAACCACGCGUUCUGGAGGACUGCGAGUGUGCUAUACUGCUUCAUCGUCUUUUGGUCGCUGUUGAGAAGCUGGCUGCAGCCGGCGCAGCAGAGACUGCUGAUGCUGUGAAGAAUUUGGGUGGACUGCCCUCCGGAAGCUUCUGCUGCUGCAAAGGGAGGCCCUUUAUAGCUCUGGAGGGGAGCAGUCCAGAAGCACCAGGUACACCAGGGUUGCUAAGUCUGGUGCCCGCACUGUUGCUGCUUCUUGAAGCCUCGUCUAGAGCUGCAGCCCUGCUCCCUGCUGCUUCCCGUACGGCAGCUGCCAUUAUGGAGUUUCUUGUGCAGCAGCAGCUGUAUUCUUUCCUUUGCUGGCAGCAGCAGUCCGAACGGACAAUGCAGCAACAGAGGCAAGAGACGUUUUUUGAUGAGGAGCUACGGCGUUGCGGCGUGAGUGCGCGCCGCUCUGGGUUGUGCCUCAUCCUGCAGCUUUUGGAGACUGGUGCACAGUUUAGCACUAAAGGCGAGCAGCAGGAUCGCGAAAAGCACACGCCUAAUCAACAAUGCCCACACCAGGGGGUCCAGCAACUACAGUUGGGAGAGAGAAUCCGUAAGGAGCAUACGGGACCGCCUGCUGAAGCAAAGAGCUGUUCUACCCGCUGGCAGUGCCCCUUUACAAUGGCCAAAAGGCUUUUGCUGCUGCUGAUUCAGCUUUCCACUGCCACAGGCCUUAAAAGAGCUUGCGAACUUUAUACACACCAGCCACACACACAGGAUGAGGGCUGCACAGCCGGAAUCGCUUGGGGCAUCCCUCUUCUCUCGGAAGCUGGAGCAGCGUCUUGGCUCUUUUGCAGCCUCGUGCGAGCAGCAGCAGGUAAUCAACAUGUAGCAACAUCCGCAGGAGCGCCAGCAGUAGUAGGACUCUCAGACGGAACAGCUUCAGCUGCUCUGCGGGUCGUGCAGACUACGGAAGACGUCCAUCCAUUUUCCUUGCCAUUUGAAUUUUUAGGGGCUCCGGAAAAGGCUUUAGCUCAUGGUUUGUGGUGGCAAAGGAUCUGCUGCAGUAGAAUGCUACAGCAUCGCAGUAGGCAGCAUGUAUGGCAUCAAGCGGAGCUGUUGUUGCAAAGCACAGUAGAAGCCGUCUGUUCGGCUUUAUCCCGUGUAAAUCUACCAAACGAACAGCAAACCGAUCAACAGCACCGCCAACAGCAUCAAGUAUCCAAAAGCUGUCCUAGAUGUAGGUCCACUGUGGCAGCAGUAGCGCUCUAUUUCUGUUGCCAUGCGGCAACUCGCCUUGCCCACGGCACCGUUCAACAGGGAAAGGGUGGAUUCAAAACGUGGGCCUCCCAGACUUUCUGGAGGGUAACUCGCAGGCCCCCUGUGGUCACAGAGACCUCUGCCUUGCUUGUAAAGGCACUCAAAGCAUUGCCUAUGAUAGAGGGGUCUCAUACGCACUCAGCAGCCAGUAGCUGCAGUGCCACCAGCAGUGGCAGAAGCAUGAGCACAAGGGGCAGUGCUACUACUAUUCGCUCGCGAGAGUUGUGCGCUUUUGCUAUUCGGCUCACAGCUGUAGAAGUACUUCAUCUAUUAGGUCCUGCGGAGAGAGAGAAGGCAACAAGGAGCCUUGCGCGAGGAUUCGAGGAGUGCCUGCUUCUGCCGCCUUUGUGCGUAUUACGCUCUAUCGUACAACAACAGCACCACCAGCAACAGUUGGUAAGUCAGCCCACUCAACAGCACUGCCAAAAGGAACAUCAGUUUGACCAGCAGCAACAACAUUACGGAAAGGAGCAGCAGUGCCCGCCCGGAACUGCUCGUCCUGCGGAUGUUUGCCGUCUGAUUAGGCUGUCGCCUCUCUCCCCUUUGCUAGGGGCAGCAGCACGGCACCUAGGCUUUGGUGCAGCCAGAGAGCUGUCGGCUCAGGCAGAAAUCUCUUUUGCUGCCGAGUCUAGUCCGGAUCAGAAGCAAAAGGAGGAAGAAAACACAUUGUGUGCCAGCUUCUACAUGUGGAGUUGUAGGUUGCAUGCUGCUUGCGUCUUAUUGGAGACGUUGUCUGCUCAUUCUGAUGUUUCUGCCAAUGCUGGUAUCCCCUCGGAUGGGGUUCGUGCCACAAUUAUGGAAGUGGAGCUGCUGCUAGGGUUUGUUGCUUUGUUUGUUGCUGCGUGUCUUCGUUGCUGCCUCCCUCCGAUAAACAUGUCCCCCCAGCCGGUCUCUCCCAUGCAACAGCAGCAAGAUCCUCAGCAGCAGUCGCAGCAGCAGGAAAACUGGGCCCGCAUUGUCGGGUCUGCGCUGUAUGUACAUCUGGCGGUGCCUGCAGAGGCAGCAGCAGAGGCUGCAGCCAUGGUGCCUUCCCUUUUGUUGAGAGCAGCUGAUGCUGUUCCGCUUCCUUCGACGACUAGGCGGCUUUUAAGAGACUUUGCCGUAGCGGCUUUAAGUGGCAGCUGCAUGCCUCACGCACUUGCUGCAUUCCGCAGCUACGGCAGUAGCAUUUACUUUCCCGAAACAGAACUCUUGAAGGGAGUACUGAGGAUGGGAGGCCCUCUGGGGCAAGCCGCUGCCACAGCAGUAGCACGGGGAGCCCUUGCCCGACUUGCACUCGUCCUUGAAACUCUUUCUAGCCCUCCGCAGCCAGUGCUGCUGCUCCUUUCAGAAUUCUCAGCUCAGAAGCAGGUUCGGACGCUGUUGGCUAAGGCUCUGCACCUAGGAGCCAUCGGAGAAGCAUUGAAGGCAUUUGCUGCUGCGGGGCAUUGCUGCUGCUGUGCCCCUGAAACCGCAAUCAUGGAGAUAUCACUGAAGGAGCACGACUGGAGCAGCAGGAAGCCCAAUAAAUCGGACUGCUCCAUGCCGCAUCUUUGCCUCAGCAACCUCCUUGAGUUAUUACAGCUGGCCCAGGAGUACUCUCCAUCCGCCGACUACCACCAAUCAGCAGUUCUGCCAGCACCAGUAACAGCAGGGGUGGCAACAAAAACGAGAGAUAGGAUUCAAGAGUCUUGCGUUCUGGUGAAACGUUCCUAUUGUUUUCAGCAGAAACAACGGCAGCAGCAGCACUGGCAGCAGCUGCAGCAACGCCUAAUCGAUGGAGUCUCUGCGUUGCUCUUGCAAUGCAUCCUUGUUAGAGGGCACCAAGGCUUGAGACUGACGGCGAUGCUGUUGCCGGAGAUCAUUACUGCAGCAGUGGCUGUUGCUACCGUAGGGGGAAAGAUGGGGUCCUUCCACAAGCUGCUACAGCUGUUUGCCCAGGACUCCCAGUUACUGGGUGUCCCUUCCUUCAUGCUACCGCAGCAACAGCGACAACAGAAAGGGAAGGAACUGCAACGAUUGCUGUGGACUGCCUUACUGCAGCAGGUGGAAGCAGCAGCCACAGCAGCGGCGGCUGCUGAAUCCGCAGCUGGCGGCACAGCGAAUUAUGGAGAGCACGCGCCCACGGAAGCGCGCAGUCAAAAGGAAAAGGCCAUCAUUACUUUGGGGUUUGCGGCUGCACCACUACCGGUCAGAUGCUGCUGCCGCUCCAUUGGCAGGUCAUAA
Cyclospora cayetanensis is the source of this 4065-nucleotide messenger RNA. RefSeq lists its product as uncharacterized. The transcript is spliced from 2 exons. Lineage: Eukaryota; Apicomplexa; Conoidasida; Eucoccidiorida; Eimeriidae. Gene Ontology annotation, molecular function: transcription coregulator activity. The coding region runs from base 1 to 4065 and encodes 1354 amino acids. The record is from RefSeq and is a predicted model, not a curated record. Gene Ontology annotation, biological process: regulation of transcription by RNA polymerase II. Gene Ontology annotation, cellular component: SWI/SNF complex; nucleus.